AUGGGAAUCUCGCACUCAAGUGACCCAUCGCAGCAAUUCUCGCAAAUGCUCCAGCUACAACCUUAUGCCUCAUCAUUAGCCACUCAAGUGAACGACCGUCAUUUCCACAGUCCUAACAAGUCAGAAGACAUCAUGAACUCACGAGACCAGGCGGCCCCAGAGGACGACCCCCUGUCCGAGCUCAUCACCACCUACAACGAGCUCAACGGCGCCUUCAUCGAGGAACUCGACGAGGAGCCGAGCCCCCUCGAGUUCAUGCGCUACGUCGCCCGCAACACACCCUUCGUCGUCCGCGGCGCCGCCUCCUCGUGGCAGUCGAAUAAGACAUGGGACAAGGAGUAUCUGCUGCGCGUGUUUAAAGAUCAGACUGUGAAUGUUGCCGUGACGCCUUUUGGUAAUGCAGACGCCCCAACCGACCAUGAAGGAAAUGUCGUUUUCGCGAAGCCACACGAGGAGGAUCAGGAUUUCGAAGAGUUCCUCAACUAUGUAAUCAACCAAGAAAAGAGUAAAGAUACGGCCUCAGAAGUCAGAUAUGCUCAAACACAAUCUCAAAAAACAACUAACCCUCAAACCCCCCCAGAAAACGACAACCUCCGCAACGAGUAUCUCCCCCUCUUCACCCACGUACCCCCCUCCAUCCCCUUCGCCCGCAUCGCCCUCGACCGCGACCCGGACGCCAUCAACCUCUGGAUCGGCGCCUCCCGCUCCGUCACCGCCCUGCACAAGGACAACUACGAAAACAUCUACGUCCAGGUCCGCGGACGCAAACACUUUGUCCUCCUCCCGCCAUGCUGCCACCCCUGUGUCAACGAGACGGCCCUCGCGCCCGCGACGUAUUCUCGUCGGGGAGAAAAAGAUGGUGAGCUGGCGUUGAAUAUGGACCGGCCUGAAGGCAGCGAAGGCAGCGAAGGCAGUGAAGCAGAAAGAGGAGAAGGAGAUGAAGGAGAAGAAACGGCAACAUCAAAUACUAUCCCCUUUGCGACAUGGGAUCCGGAUCAGCCGCAGGUCAACGCGACGCCCUACUCUCACCUCGCUGAGCCUGUUCGCGUUACGCUGGAGCCGGGCGACAUGCUCUACCUACCCGCCAUGUGGUACCACAAGGUUUCCCAGUCCUGUCCGGAAGACGGUGAAGGCUUCGUCCUGGCCGUCAAUUACUGGUACGACAUGGAGUUCAGCGGUCCGUUAUACCCCCUCAGCGCCUUUGUGAGGAACGUCAGUCUCAAGACAGCACCGGCAACUUCAAAAGGCAAGACAACAUAG
Colletotrichum lupini is the source of this 1260-nucleotide messenger RNA. Its product is annotated as phospholipase A2. Bases 1 to 1260 code for a protein of 419 amino acids. Gene Ontology annotation, molecular function: 2-oxoglutarate-dependent dioxygenase activity. Lineage: Eukaryota; Fungi; Ascomycota; Sordariomycetes; Glomerellales; Glomerellaceae. The record is from RefSeq and is a predicted model, not a curated record. The transcript is spliced from 5 exons.